Molecule: messenger RNA, 4137 nt
Organism: Delphinapterus leucas (beluga whale)
Lineage: Eukaryota; Metazoa; Chordata; Mammalia; Artiodactyla; Monodontidae
Source: RefSeq, a predicted model, not a curated record
ACUGCCGAAAAUGCUGAUAGGAAGGUAGGUUUAAGGAAUUGGGGAGGUGGGGGGCUCCCUAUGGAACACCCUUUCCUUUGCAUCAUCACACCCACGUUGACACUAAUUGCAGAGCACGCUCACCUAGAAGGGAAUUGAGUUUGCAGGUAGACUGUUGUUUGUUUUGUAGGUAACUGUACUACAUCAGAUGUUUAAAAAUCUUGAAGGAUGUGCUAGCAAGAUAGCCCUUAAGAGGCUAUCGGAGGGCUUAUUAGACCUGGAACAUGCUUCCCCACUUCAGAGAGAGCACUUUGACCCCAGGGCUCAGUGUGGUUAGGCACAGGCCCUGGGAACAAGGAAGUUCAAGUUCAUGCUCCCACCGGGGGCUUGUUGUGGGGAUGGUGGAGUGCCGUGAUGCAGCCUCUCCGAAGCUGGUGAACCUUCUGGUCGCUGCCCAGAGCAGAGACACCAAGGGAGACAGCCUGCAUGUUUGAUGGGACACACGUCCCCAAGGAAGACCUGGACAGUGUCCAUCUCUUCUGUGCAACAUGGUAACAGCCCAAUAGAAUAUGCCUCAAAAUGCCGUUGGUUUAAUCGGAUGCUUUCAGCGUGCCUUCCUCUCCAAGACACCCCGUGCUUCACCCACAGCAGUGACAACCUUUACCAUCACGUCCCCAUACCGUACAAAACAGGUCAAGGUCUUUAUUGGUCACCGUCGCCCGGACAAGCAGCAGUGCUAGAGGUCUCAGCUGAGGACUCGGCCUUGUACUUCUUCGAGCACACAGGUUCAGACACCAACACCUCAUCUUCGCAACACCAAGUCCACCGCCCGCCUAUGCCGGCUGCGCUCACAUACUCAGCUGCUUCUCCAGUUACUGCCAUUCCUAUGUCCCGCCCUCCGCCCAGCGCUGCCCUGGUCCUGGAUGGCUCCCGGCUGCCACAGGCCAUGCUUAACGCCUCGUCCUCACUGGACGCCCUCCUAAUAAGAACACGUCUCUUCAGCCUCAAGUGACGCCGCGCUCUGCUGCUUUCCCGCUCUGCACCCUCGCUGGUCCUUCUCAGUCCCGUUUGCUAGACCCUCCUCCUGGAGCCCAUCUGCAUGCCUGGCUUAGUCCCCUGAACACUUCCUCUGCCAUAUUCUCCGGCCAGGUUCUCACCUCCAUCCCAUAAGCCCGCACCUCCCUAGCUCUCCUUCGUCCUGACCUUUGCCCUCAGCUGCAGACAUAUAAGCAUCUCAAACUGAACACGCUCAGGGCAAAAACUGCUGCCUCCCAACGACUCACCCUCCGGCCACCCUCUCUGCAAACAGCGCCCCCGUCCACCUAGCUGCCGAAGCCAAACAUCUAGGAGCCCAGCCUGGACUUUCCUCACAUCCCGAAACUCGUCCACCCGGCAAGUCAUCCUUGCCACCUGUCACCCCCCAAACACGCCCCCCGUCUACCCCCUUCCUGCUGCCCCUCCUGCCCGCAUCCCCCAUCCUCUCCAUGAUUCCCCUCGCGGCAGCCAGACCUCUGUAGCGAACAGCAGCCCGGUUCUAAAAACCAUCCAGACUCUUCACGGCCGGCGAGUCCUGCGGUGACCAGCCCCUCCCUCCUCGGCCGCACCAGGCCCGCCGGUCCGCUCCUCGGCCCACGCUCCGGCCACGCCGCAGCCUGCAGCGGCCAGCCCCGGCCUCGCCCCUCGUCCUGGUGCCUCCUCCACCUGGACUCAGAGCCCCUAAGGCCGCCCCUCCCUCCCCCGGCCACACCCUCCUACCCGCGCGCCCUUGCUGCUGCUUCGCGGUUCUCCGUAACAAGACAUUUUUACCAUUUUUCUUUUUGCAGACAUCCCUGUUUCCCACCAGAAAUGUCCGCGUAAGGACAGGAGUUUUGUGUCUGUCCUUCCUCUGCUCCAAGUCCCAGCACAGGGGCUGGCACUUCUCGGGGACUCGACUGAUUGCUGCAUUAAAUACUGAGUUAACGGACGGAGGGAGGGGGGAGGGGAAGGCAUGGACCUGGCCUUAGCCGUGGACUCCCACCGGCCGGGCUGGGCCGUCCCGAGGGAGAGAGGAAGCCACCGCUGCCCAGGCUCUGGGGGCCUCCCUGCCGAGGCGGGCCUGCGGCUACAGCUCUGGGGAGACAGCCCCCCGAGAGGUGGAGGAUUUACCCCUGAACUUCAGGGUGUGGUCUGGGGCCCCCUGGAGAGCCAACCUUCCCCACUCGCUUCCCAAGGCUUUUCCACAAGCUUCACACCCGGCGGAGCCUUCCAACCCAGUUUCACCUCAAUACAGGUGACACGGGUUAGCAAAGGCAAACCCCUCCACCUUCCUGCCACCGGGGACCAUAUCCUCCAGACGCCAGUCCAGGGAACUGGGUGGAGAGAGGGGCCGGGACUUGCUGGGAGCCUGCGGCGGGUGAGGGCUAUUCCAGGCGGGGCCUCCACCUGCCCUGCCGUGUCUACCUGGGGAUCCCGACCCACCGUCUGCAGGGAGCACUUGUACCCCUCCCCCAAGGCCUCCACUGCAGACAGCAGACCUGACAAAGAGCUUUCUCUGGGUGCCCUGUGGGUAGCGGGAGGGCAGGGCUGGCAUCAGCUUCACCUGAGAUGUGUCCCACCAGUACCAGGUCCCAAGGCCAAAUCUCUAAGCCUUCCACCUUCGACCGACAGGAGACAGGCGCCCUUCCCCGUGCUACGUCCUGGCCUCCCCUUCUCAGGGCCGCCCGGGGACAAGGCUGCAACCCAGGCCCCUGUGGUGUUAGUUUCCGUGGCUCCUCCGAGCUCGCUCACCUCUGGACGAUGGGGAAAAGCAGUCAGCGUGCUCCCCUUCUCUGUUGGCCGUGCGGCUCAUGUAGCUGACUCCACUCCGCCCUUGUCACCGCAGAGUCUCUCCCAGCUCCUCGCACGCAGAGCGCUUUGGAGCUCCCCACUCUCUGUCCUGCCCAUGGUUUGGGCCUCUGCAUAUCACACCCUCAAUUCUGCUUCCAUCUCUCCCCAAGGAGGGGGACGGCGGGCCCGCUCUGAGACGGGGGAGGCCGUAUUUCUCUCGUCUCUUGAUACAUCAGGAUCAUCAAGAUACUUCCCCUCUCCCAUUAGUAGAGGCUGGCAUUUACCCUCUUGCGUCCGGCUGUCCCUCGAAUCUCCCUGUUCUUUUCAACAAAUGGAAUCAGACCAGUCCUCUUAAAAGAAGUCUCUGCAGCCCACGCCUUUUCUCAGAAGGCCACCAAAAGCGUCCUCAGAGACCACUACCCUGUCAAGGGGCUACCUGGGCUGGAGUUUACCUCUCAGGCCUCAAGUUGGGGGAAUUCUGUUUUGGGGGGUGGCUACAGGAAAAAGGCAGAGACGAGCUGGAGAUGGCUGCUGCCCCAGGGCAGACUGGAAUCCUUCAUUCUUCUUUCCCCGUCUUUGCCGUGGGUACCAGUGGGCCCCCGGGGCCCCCAGAGAAGCCCGGAGGAGCUCAGAAAGGCUGCAGAGGGUGGGAGGUUCCCCCAGACAGCCACUAGAUGUCCACUCACUCCACCAAGUCACCGGGCUCUGCCAGCCCAGCACCCACCAGCCUCUCCUUUCCACAGUGGGGGGACCCACCCACCCCAUGCAGACUCCGGAUGGUUCACAGCUGGUGGAAACUUUCACCCUGUUCACCCACACCUUCCAGGAGUCUCUGACCUGCUCCGCUCUGCCCACCUGUGGUUGUGACGGAGCCUGACUCAUUUCAGCUGCACCUCUUAUGAGCCUGUGCGGGGACACUGGAAACGGCACACCCGGACUGGGGGACGACUCCGUACCCACCCUGCGGCCCUCCUUCAGAAUUUUAGAGGCUUCCUAGCGGCAGCUACUCCCCAGGAAGGACACUGAGCCCACAGGCCACCCAUCUUCCUAACGAGGCACACAAGGCCCCAUCGGUCACUCACCUCUGGGCCGCUGUCCGCACCCCACCCAGGCCCACAUGCUUGUUCCAUCUGCCUGUUAAAGCCAGGGCUCUUGCCAAAAAUAAACGCCGUCAUCAUCUUAGAAAACAAAACAAUGUCUCGGGCGAUCUGGAUUAGAGGCUCUAACAGUCUGGCGUUGAUGACUAGACAAGAAUCUGUGUAACGAAGCACCUAUUAAUUGUAUGCAGGAAAUUCUGAUUCAAAGUCGUUCAUGGACUUGAAAUCCACCACAGACUCUUGAUACUUUAGAACA